GUCGUUCAAUUAGCAAGUGUUUUGAAAGGAAUGGAUAGAAUUCGAAAACUUGAAACAAUUUCAGCUCCGAUUCUUGUUUUUCUCACAAUGGGUCUCUUGAUUUGGUCCUGUGUUCGAGCCGGUGGAUUUGGACAUAUGCUUUCUUUAACCUCCAAAUUAUCUUCCUCUGAAUUCUGGGCUCUGUUUUUUCCUUCCCUUACUGCUAAUAUAAGUUCUUGAGCCACUUUGGCUUUGAAUAUCACUGAUUUUACUCGCUAUGCCAAGUCUCAAAAGGAUCAAAUCAUUGGCUAAUUGGGGCUUCCGGUGUUCAUGGGGGCGUUCACUUUCGUCGGCGUUGCUGUCACCUCCUCCACCGGCGUGAUUUUUGGGCAUGUAAUUUCAAACCCAAUUGAUCUUCUUGCCCAUAUUGGGGGUUUUACCACUAAGGUUUUGGCGAUUUUUGGGAUCAUUUUGGCCACUGUCACCACCAAUGUCGCCGCCAAUGUGGUGGCGCCGGCGAAUGCGUUGGUCAAUCUCAGCCCUUCUUAUUUCACUUUCAACAGAGGGGCACUUCUCACCGCCGUGAUUGGCAUUCUUUUUCAGCCGUGGAAGCUUCCAAGCUCGAGUGAGAGCUUUGUUUACACUUGGCUUGUUGGGUAUUCGGCGGUGUUGGGGCCGAUUGGCUGCGUCAUGGUGGCGGAUUACCAUUUCAUUCGGAAGAGAGAACUGAUAGUUGAGGAUUUGUAUUCUUCCAGUCCGACAGGGGUUUAUUAUUACUCCGGUGGGUUUAAUUUGGCGGCAGUGGCGGCGCUGGUGGUCGGAGUUUUGCCGGUGAUUCCUGGGUUCUUGGAGAAGGUGGAGAUUUUGUCUAAUGUUCCUAAAAUGUUUAGGGUGAUUUACGGGAAUGCUUGGUUUAUUAGCACCUUUUUCGCCGGAUUUUUCUUUUGGGUCUCUCCAAUUUGUUGA
Cucurbita maxima (winter squash) is the source of this 945-nucleotide messenger RNA. RefSeq names its product purine-uracil permease NCS1-like. Gene Ontology annotation, biological process: transmembrane transport; nucleobase transport. Gene Ontology annotation, cellular component: plasma membrane. Lineage: Eukaryota; Viridiplantae; Streptophyta; Magnoliopsida; Cucurbitales; Cucurbitaceae. The transcript has a single exon. The record is from RefSeq and is a predicted model, not a curated record. The coding region runs from base 310 to 945 and encodes 211 amino acids. Gene Ontology annotation, molecular function: nucleobase transmembrane transporter activity.